UUCAUGAAGGGGCUUUUCCAAGGGUCCUUUGGGCCUCCCUAGAAUCUUCUCCCCUGUGAACUGGACCAGUACUGCUCCAUUCCGGUACCAUGACACAACCGGAGGGUGCCCCCAAGAUACUAUUAACAAAAGGCAAAUUCUCUAAAAUUCAAAUCAUUUACUUUGUUAAGAAAAUGUGACGAUCACAGGGAUUCAAGGUUAAGCUGAGCUCCGGUAGCAACAGCUCCUGAGAUGCAAAAGAGAAAGGCAGCAGCCGGCAGGAGUUGUGUCCCCGGGGGACUGGCAUCUGCCUGAGUGGAAGGUUUGGAAAUCACUGGGGUUGGCAUCUCCGGCUUGCAGCCACAUGCCCUUGCAAGCGGCAGAGGGGCUGUAGAAUCCUCUGAAGCAGCAGGUCUCAACCUGUGGAUCUUGACCCCUUUGGGGGUCGGAUGACCCUUUCUCUGGGGUCGCAUAUCAUCGAAUCCUGCGUAUCAAAUAUUUACCUUCAUAUAUUCAUAACAGUAGCAAAAUGACAGUUAUGAAGUAGCAAGGAAGUGAUUUUAUGGUUGGGGGUCACCACAGCAUGCAGGACUGUAUUAAAGGGUCUCAGCGUUAGGAAGGUUGAGAAUGCUCUGAUGGACACAGCUGCGUGACCUGUCUGUCCUGUCCUGACCAGACAGGAGUCUCUGGCCAUGCUCUGAAAAACAGCAAGGAGCAGAGAAAGAGGCAUGCGUGGAAACAAUGAUCUCCAAGGGAGGGCAGGCUACUCCCCAGCCACAGCCUUUGAGUCCCUCACAGUGUCCAUGAGGGGUCUUCGAGUAGUGGGAAGUGCUGUGGAAUCUGCCCAAGUGUUUGCUACCCUGUGGCUUCUCCUCCUCCAGCUGAUGGACAACUGACAGGCAGCCAGGUGUGCUAGGACAGUCACACUGUGUACACAGGGGAGUGGCUGCACCUGCUGUCUCACCUGCCAGGGAGGCUGAGAGUCAUGUCCUAGGGGAAAAAUUGGAAGGAAUUAAGUAUUCGAGUGAAGCGAGGUUGUUAAAUAAAAUACAUUCUGGUUGAUGAAGAGUGCCCUGCUAGAUCAGUGGUUCUCAACCUUCUUAACCUGCAACCCUUUAAUACAGUUCCUCAUGCCGUGGUGACCUCCAACCAUGAAAUUAUUUUUGUUGUGACUUCUUAACUGUAAUUUUGUUACUGUUAUGAAUCAGAAUACAAAUAUCUGUGUUUCCUGUGGAAGGGUCAUUCAAGUCCACCUAGAAGUCGAGACCCAUAUUUUGAAAACCACCACGGAGGGCUGGAGAGAUGGCUCAGUGGUUAAGAGCACUGGCUGUUCUUCCAGAGGACCCGAGUUCCAUUCCUAGCAACCGCAUGAUUGCUCAUAACCAUCUGUAACGGAAGCUGAUUCCCUCUUCUGGCCUGCAGGCAUACAUACGCUCAGGCAAAAAACGCUGCAUACAUAAUAAGUAAGUAAAUAUUAAAAAGAAAGAAAGAAAACCUCAAAGUAGCAGAAGAAAAUGUGAUACCAUUUCAGGAUGAAAAAAACAGGACACAAUACAGCAUCCUCAAAAAAUCUGUCAACUCGGUCCAAGACCAAGAUGGCUGCUAGAACCUCCGCCUUCCUUAAGGAUGCCUGGGCGAAGGAGCCGGUGCUGGUGGUGUCCGUCACUGUCUGGGGCCUCGCUGUAAUGAUUAACCCCUACACCAAGUAUGCUAGCAUGAUCAACAGGGCCAUACCCUACAACUACCCAGUGGCUGAUGCUCACCAUCCACAGGAGCCUGGUCCAAGCUUGGAAUGGCUCAAGAACCUGCAAAUGCUUCUGCUGAUGGAUUCGGUCCCGUCCCUGUUGCCCUCCAAUAAAGAUGGAGGCGGCAGUGUUCUGAAACCCUUCAGAGCCACCAUGGGGAUCUCUGAGGCCUAUUCCUGA
Messenger RNA from Rattus norvegicus (Norway rat), 1904 nucleotides. Lineage: Eukaryota; Metazoa; Chordata; Mammalia; Rodentia; Muridae. The record is from RefSeq and is a predicted model, not a curated record.